AGCUGACACUGCCAGAAGUUACGCGUCGUCAUUGUGCCGGCCAUAAUAAAUAAUAAACAAACAUAAAUCUUAUGCGAACGGGAGUUUUUAACUAUUAAGGAUGAGUAAACUUAAACCUGAGAAUAAAGAAGAAUACUUAGCCAAGAAGAGAGAGCAGGCAAAGUUAUGGUACCAAAAUAUUAAAAACAACCCAGAAUUAUAUGCGGAAUAUCAAAGAAAAAAUAGACAAAAAUAUGAAAAAAGGCUGGCGCGAAAAAAAGUAGUCCCCAUAAGUGGAAUGACAUCUAUACAGCAAAGACAGCAGAGGAAGAAAUGGAGGGAAGAAUCAAAGAGAAGAUAUCAACGAAAGAAAGGCAAAAAAGAAAGAGAUAAACAAUCAGGGGCUGAAAAUAGUUCACCAGAAGAUGACAGUCACCCUGUUAAUUUAAUAGAAACCAUAUUACUACCUAACCCUGAGAUUACCGAAGAAGAUUUCACCAUAAAGACACAUUGUCAGGAUCUAAUCAACCAAGACAUUGAAGAUAAUCCCGAAUUCAAUUUAGAUUACCAAAGUAGACAUGAAAAUAAUACAAUGCACGAACAUAUUCCUACAAUAGAAAUGACAUCUUGUCAGCAAAAAAAUCAAACGGAGAAGAUAGAAGGAAGAAAGGGAAGAUUAGAACCAGAUAAAGAUAAAAUAGAAAACCUCAAACCUGAGAACACUGCAGAAGUUCUCACCAUAAAGAUGGUAAGUGAGGGCCUAAGCUACCAAAGUAUCAAUGACAAUCCGGAUUUAAAUUUGAGUGAUAUUGGAAACCAUGAAAGGAAAAAAGCGCAAGACAAAAAUGUGCCCUCAAUCGAAAUAACAUCUCAUCAGCAUCAAAUACAAAGGGAGACGUUAAGAGAUGAAGGGGAGUUUAACAGCGAAGAAGUUUUUUUCAUAAAGACGGAAAGUAAGGGCCUAAAUUACAGCAUUAAUAACAAUACAGAAUUGAAUAUGGAUUAUCAAGCUCAAUAUGAAAGGAACAAAGAGCAAGAAAAAAUUACCCCGAUAAUAGAAAUGCCAUUUAGUCAGCAGAAAAUGCAAAGACAGAACUUAAGAGAAGAAGGGAAGAAAAGAUGUCAACCAAAAAAAGAUAAAAAAGAGAAACGUAAACUUCUGACCAGAGAAGAAAUCUUAGCUAAAAAGAGGGAACGUGAGAGACUAAGGUACCAUUAUAUUAAAAAUAAUCCAGAAUUAUAUUCGGAAUAUCAAAGAAAACAAAAUACAAAUUAUGAAAACAGGAAAGCGCAAAAAAAAAUUCUCCCGAUAAAUGAAAUGACACCUCGUCAGCAAAAACAGCAAAGGAAAAGAGCAAGUGGAGAGCAGAAUCAAAGAGAAGAUAUCAACGAGUGAAAGAGAAAAAAGAAAGAGAUAAACAAUUGGGGGCUAAUAAUAGUUCACUAGAAGAUGACAGUUACCCUGUCCAGUUAUUAGUUGUUAAAAAAACAAUAGCUGUAAAUGUAGAUUUGUGAGAAUUAGACUUAUUGAUUGCCCAAUAUUACCAAGUCACGAUGAAAACGUCUGACAGCCUUUUAUCCUCACGUUUUGUA
Molecule: messenger RNA, 1572 nt
Organism: Cydia splendana
Lineage: Eukaryota; Metazoa; Arthropoda; Insecta; Lepidoptera; Tortricidae
Product: mRNA export factor GLE1-like
Exons: 3
Coding region: 101-1375 (424 amino acids)
Source: RefSeq, a predicted model, not a curated record